Pseudovirgaria hyperparasitica is the source of this 807-nucleotide messenger RNA. RefSeq lists its product as uncharacterized. Bases 263 to 673 code for a protein of 136 amino acids. Lineage: Eukaryota; Fungi; Ascomycota; Dothideomycetes; Acrospermales; Acrospermaceae. The transcript has a single exon. The record is from RefSeq and is a predicted model, not a curated record.
AGCUGCAGACGCGCAAGAUCCAACAACAACAACACCACCACCGCUGUGCCAGGUCGCGAAAUCUCUUCAGUGGCCAAGUGAACAAGCCCCUUGCCACCAGAAUCUCAACCACCAGAAUCCCCCUCGCGCCGCCCAAGAAGAUCGAUCAGAUACCUUCUCUUGGGGUAUAUAAUAAACUUAAUUAUAAUACCUUCGUCGCUAACGUCACUAGGCAACUUGGCACGAUUGUCAUAUUUCAUCGAACGAUUGCUCUCGAGCACCGAUGCGGACCCGGUUCGAUCCUCCUUCCUGCUAUUCGAUUCUGCUUUCGAGCCCUCCCUCCCUCCUCCUCCUCCUCCUCCUCUUGGCACACGUGCCCGCUCGUCCUCCCCGUCCUCCCUCCCUCCUUCCUUCCUUCCUUCCUCCUCCUCCCUCCUCUUGGCACUUGUGCCCUCAAAUAAACCAACCCAUUGUACAACGGGCAGAGUUUUCCCAGGUUCCCAUCGAGGGCUUGGUCUUUUGCUAUUUUGCACCGCCGUUCCCUGGGACAAAGAAGAGCAUGCUAGAUCGAAAGGGUCCAGGAAGAAGGCGGCCCGGGACACAUGUGUGCUGUGCUUGCGUUGGGCAUGUGUUUUGUUCGCAGAAAGAUGCCAGCUUCUCUGGAAUUGGCGUAGCAGUUGCGAAAAACAAAUGAUCAGCGGCGGGAGGCGAUGCAAGGGAGACGAACAACAACACCAAGAGGAAAGUAGUAGUAGAGACCAUUAAGAGAGUAGUAGAGUGAGAUGUGAUGAUAUCUUGAGAGGCAUAAAUGCAGAAUAUAACAAGAAA